UCCACAACCACUGUUACCGGCAGCUAACGCUUGGGUUGUUUUCUUUUAUUUGCUAGAAAGAAAAAAAGGAAAUGGUGACGGUCGAGGAGGUUCGUAAGGCUCAACGUGCCGAAGGACCGGCUACUGUGUUGGCGAUUGGCACCUCAACUCCUCCAAAUUGUGUUGAUCAGAGCACGUACCCUGACUACUACUUCCGCAUCACUAAUAGUGAGCACAAGGUCGAGUUGAAAGAGAAAUUCAAGCGCAUGUGUGAAAAGUCCAUGAUCAAGAAGCGUUACAUGUACCUAACCGAGGAGAUUUUGAAAGAGAACCCCAAUGUAUGUGAGUACAUGGCGCCAUCACUCGACGCAAGGCAAGACAUAGUGGUUGUUGAGGUGCCAAAGCUAGGCAAAGAAGCGGCCACCAAGGCAAUUAAGGAAUGGGGCCAGCCCAAGUCCAAGAUCACCCACCUCGUGUUCUGCACCACCAGCGGUGUUGACAUGCCCGGAGCCGACUACCAGCUCACUAAGCUUCUAGGACUCCGUCCGUCUGUUAAGCGUCUCAUGAUGUAUCAACAGGGUUGCUUCGCGGGCGGCACUGUGCUCCGCGUCGCCAAGGAUUUAGCCGAGAACAACAAGGGCGCUCGUGUCCUCGUUGUUUGCUCGGAGAUCACCGCGGUUACUUUCCGCGGGCCGAGUGACACUCACUUGGAUAGUCUCGUGGGUCAAGCGUUAUUCGGCGACGGCGCUGCUGCUGUUAUAAUUGGUGCCGACCCGAUACCCGAGAUUGAAAAGCCUAUGUUCGAACUCGUGUCGACGGCCCAAACGAUAUUGCCAGAUAGCGAUGGAGCUAUCGACGGUCACCUUCGUGAAGUUGGGCUUACAUUUCACCUCCUCAAGGAUGUUCCUGGCCUAAUUUCAAAGAACAUUGAGAAGAGCCUUGUUGAAGCAUUUAAACCUUUGGGCAUAUCAGAUUGGAACUCUCUCUUUUGGAUAGCGCACCCUGGUGGUCCAGCCAUAUUGGACCAAGUUGAAGCAAAGCUAUCCCUCAAACCCGAAAAGCUACGAGCCACUCGACAUGUUCUUUCGGAGUACGGAAAUAUGUCGAGUGCUUGUGUGCUGUUCAUAUUGGAUGAGAUGAGGAGGAAAUCAAAAGAAGAUGGACUAGAAACCACGGGCGAAGGGCUCGAGUGGGGAGUGCUGUUCGGGUUCGGACCCGGACUCACCGUCGAGACCGUGGUGCUCCAUAGCAUCACCGCAUAAACUGGGGUUUAAAGACUCGUUGGCUUGCAUGGGUAAUCUAUAUCUGGUUUCACUUUCACUGUUUUUCUAUUUUAUUGUAUUUUAGUUUAGCUUAUGAAUUUCGAAUUUGUAUGGUUAUUUUAAGAGAGUUAAGCUCUCUUUGUUGUGCUAAAUGGAUGUAGAAUUUAUGUACCAGACUUAUAUUUAUGGAAAUAAUAAAUUUCAAAUUU
Messenger RNA from Hibiscus syriacus, 1450 nucleotides. RefSeq names its product chalcone synthase. The transcript has 2 exons. The coding region runs from base 72 to 1241 and encodes 389 amino acids. Gene Ontology annotation, biological process: polyketide biosynthetic process. NCBI's taxonomy places the organism in Eukaryota, Viridiplantae, Streptophyta, Magnoliopsida, Malvales, Malvaceae. Gene Ontology annotation, molecular function: acyltransferase activity, transferring groups other than amino-acyl groups. The record is from RefSeq and is a predicted model, not a curated record.